Lactuca virosa is the source of this 1267-nucleotide messenger RNA. The record is from the annotation of a GenBank genome assembly. Lineage: Eukaryota; Viridiplantae; Streptophyta; Magnoliopsida; Asterales; Asteraceae.
UUAUCCUAUCAGCUUAUCUCGUCAUUCCAAGAAAAUCUCCAUCAAACCUCUCCACCAUACAAAUCUGUUUCCUACUUCAAUCCCACUUUCUGCAACUAAUCACGACGAUUCGGUUUGGAAGAAGCAGCAAUGGCAGCUUCACUGCAAGCAGCGGCAACUUUCAUGCAACCAACCAAGGUGGGUGUCUCCGGCCGUCUGCAGCUUAAGUCUUCUCCGAGCAUCUGCAAGGCCUUCGGUGUCGAGUCCUCUGGAGCCAGAGUGUCUUGCUCUCUUCAGGCUGAUCUCAAGGACUUCGCUCAGAAAUGCACUGAUGCCGCCAAGAUCGCCGGCUUCGCUCUUGCCACUUCUGCCCUUGUUGUUUCGGGAGCAAGUGCUGAGGGAAGUCCAAAACGGCUAACUUUUGAUGAGAUCCAAAGCAAGACAUACAUGGAAGUAAAAGGAACCGGAACAGCUAACCAGUGCCCAACCAUUGACGGCGGAGUUACUGGGUUUGCUUUCAAGUCCGGCAAAUACAACGCCAAGAAAUUCUGCCUUGAACCCACAUCAUUCACAGUCAAAGCCGAAGGUGUAAGCAAGAACUCUACACCGGAGUUUCAAAAGACCAAACUCAUGACCCGUUUGACCUACACCCUUGACGAGAUCGAGGGUCCUCUUGAAGUGUCUCCUGAUGGAUCCAUUAAGUUCGAGGAGAAAGAUGGAAUCGACUACGCUGCUGUGACUGUUCAGCUUCCCGGAGGUGAACGUGUGCCAUUCCUAUUCACAAUCAAACAACUCGUAGCAUCUGGGAAACCAGAGAGCUUUAGUGGAGAAUUUCUAGUGCCAUCUUACAGAGGAUCGUCGUUUCUUGACCCAAAGGGUAGAGGUGGUUCCACCGGAUAUGAUAAUGCUGUUGCUUUGCCAGCAGGAGGGAGGGGAGAUGAAGAGGAGCUUUCUAAAGAGAACGUAAAGAAUGUUGCAGCAUCAACGGGAAAGAUUACUUUGAGUGUCACCUCAAGCAAGCCGGAUACUGGAGAGGUGAUUGGAGUGUUUGAGAGUAUUCAGCCUUCGGAUACUGAUCUUGGGGCUAAGGUUCCAAAGGAUGUGAAAAUCCAGGGUGUCUGGUAUGCUCAGUUGGAGUGAUAGAUGUUUGGUUUUUAGCAUCAAUGUAUUUGUGUUUCUUGCUCCUGACAACCACGAGGUAUCGAGACAUUUUCUUGCUUGUAUAUUAUCAAGAUUCAAGAAUACUUAUAAUGAAUGUUAUGAUCCUUUUUUGUUUGUUCCUUUUUAA